AAAAUUAUCGAUUUGCGAUACACGAAAAAGUGUAAAAGAUCAAAGAGUUGACGCUUUUGUGAUUUAAAAAGAAGCGAACGUAAAGUUCAGAGCAAAAUGGCAUUUGCCGGAUUAAAAAAGCAAAUUAAUAAAGCCAAUCAAUAUGUGACGGAAAAGAUGGGCGGAGCUGAGGGAACUAAGCUCGAUAUUGACUUUGUGGAAAUGGAACGUAAGACAGAUGUUACUGUUGAAUUGGUCGAAGAAUUGCAAAUUAAAACCAAGGAAUUCUUGCAACCGAAUCCCACGGCCAGAGCGAAAAUGGCAGCGGUCAAGGGCAUAUCAAAGUUAUCGGGCCAAGCGAAAACGAAUACCUAUCCGCAGCCUGAAGGUCUCUUGGCCGACUGUAUGCUUAUGUAUGGCAAGAAGCUGGGUGAAGAGAGCAGUGUUUUUGCGCAGGCGUUGGUUGAAUUUGGUGAAGCGCUAAGACAAAUGGCUGAUGUAAAGUAUUCUUUGGAUGACAACAUCAAGCAAAACUUUUUGGAGCCGCUACAUCAUUUACAAACAAAAGAUCUAAAGGAGGUUAUGCAUCAUCGUAAAAAGUUACAAGGCCGACGACUCGACUUCGAUUGCAAACGUCGCCGGCAGGCAAAAGACGAUGAAAUACGUAGUGCUGAGGAAAAGUUUGCCGAGUCGCUGCACCUAGCCCAAAUGGGCAUGUUUAAUUUGCUCGAAAAUGAUACCGAGCAAGUGGCGCAGCUAGUCACCUUUGCCGAGGCACUUUACGAAUUUCACUCGCAGUGCGCAGAUAUAUUACGAACCCUGCAGGAGACGUUGCAAGAGAAACAAGAGGAAGCCGCCGCGCGUCCCAAGCCAGAAUUUGUGCCCAAAACCUUACUCGAUUUGAAUCUUGACAGUUUGGGCGAAGGUUCGGAGAGCUCGGGCACACCGGCCCAUAUGGCGAUCGGUGCGUCUCCGUUACCGUCGCCCAUGCGUUCGCCUGCCAAAUCGAUGGUUGCGACACCGUCACGCCAGCAGAUGCAGCCCUAUUGCCAGGCGUUAUACGAUUUCGAGCCGGAAAAUCCCGGCGAAUUGGGCUUUAAAGAGAAUGAAAUUAUAACACUGCUGAAUCGCGUUGACGAGAACUGGUUUGAGGGCUCGCUUCACGGUCGUACCGGCUAUUUUCCACAGUCGUAUGUCCAAGUGGUUGUACCACUACCCAACGGUAACUAAAUGAUUUAAUUGCAAGCAAUGAUAUGGUUCUAAGCAUAACGGAUUCUAUACAAAUUGUAAGUUGGUUCUCAUUAUGUAUGUGCGUCUGGGAUAUUAUAAAAACAAUAUUUUGACAAACAAUAAUUAAUUUAUUAUUAUUAUUAUUAUUAUUAUGUUUAAAUUAAAG
This is a messenger RNA of Glossina fuscipes, 1375 nucleotides long. RefSeq names its product endophilin-A (gene EndoA). Bases 97 to 1209 code for a protein of 370 amino acids. Gene Ontology annotation, cellular component: presynapse; cytoplasm; glutamatergic synapse. Gene Ontology annotation, biological process: synaptic vesicle uncoating. NCBI's taxonomy places the organism in Eukaryota, Metazoa, Arthropoda, Insecta, Diptera, Glossinidae. The record is from RefSeq and is a predicted model, not a curated record. The transcript has 2 exons. Gene Ontology annotation, molecular function: protein binding.